This is a messenger RNA of Emericellopsis atlantica, 1892 nucleotides long. Its product is annotated as maltose permease. Gene Ontology annotation, cellular component: membrane. The coding region runs from base 270 to 1823 and encodes 517 amino acids. Lineage: Eukaryota; Fungi; Ascomycota; Sordariomycetes; Hypocreales; Bionectriaceae. Gene Ontology annotation, molecular function: carbohydrate:proton symporter activity. Gene Ontology annotation, biological process: transmembrane transport; carbohydrate transport. The record is from RefSeq and is a predicted model, not a curated record. The transcript has 2 exons.
GCCACGCGCCCUCGUGUGAACCCCAGAUCUAGGUCUGGAGUACCCAGCGGCGUGGCUCAUUGGCCAUUUGACCUGUCCAAAUGGCUCGUCUGAUCGUACCAUGGUGAUACUAUAAGUUGACGGUCUUGUCCAGUGCAGCCCUGGAUGAAAGAAACGCUCAGCUCAGACCAGCAGUGGGAAAAGACAAGAUCAUCUCGACAGCUUUACUUUCUUUCUACCCUCCUUUCAACCUUCUCGCGGUCUCUCUCAUCGCAUAAAUCACGGACACCAUGGCUGAGCAGAUCAAGUCCUCCCCUGAGCCCGAAGUGGCCGGCAUCGAGGAUCAGAAGAUGACGGCUAUGCACGUCGACCACCAACUGGAGCACGAUCUGACUGUCAAGUCGGUGUUCAAGCAUCACCCUGCCCUCGUGUGGUGGUGCUUCUUCUGGGCCAUGGCAGGCGUUGGCUGGGGCUUCGACGCUCAGAUCAACGGCGCCGUGCUUUCCGUCGCCUCCUUCCGCCGCGACUAUGGCUACAUGCUCAAUGGCGAGGCUGUCCUGCCCGCUGACUGGCAAGUCGCCUUCAACACGUGCAGCAGCAUUGGUCAGUUCUUUGGCGGCUUCCUCUGCUCCUACGUGGCCGACCGGAUCGGCCGCAAGAACAGCAUGUACAUUGGCGUCCUCAUCGCGACGGGCGGCAUCCUCGGCGAGAUCUUCUCCCGCGCGAACGCUGCCUUUGUCGUGUCCAAGCUGAUCCUCGGCUUUGGGCUGGGGUUCUAUCUGACGCUGGGACCGCUGUGCACAUCCGAGAUCGCGCCCGUCGUGCUCAGGGGCAUGGCAACCGCGGGCGUCAACCUGGGCAUCGCCCUGGGCCAGCUACUCUCCAACGCCGUCAUCAAGGCCUUUGGCGAGCGUGAGGACCGCUGGGCCUAUGCCGGGCCCUUUGCCACCCAGCUCUUCUUCUGCCUCUUCCUGGGCACACUGCUGCCCUUUGCCCCCGAGACACCGUGGUACCUCGCCCGCAACGGCCGACGCGACGAGGCGAUGCGAUCGAUCCGAAAGCUGUACGGGGAAAAGGUGGACGCCGAGGCCAAGCUGAUCACGCUGGAGACGACCAUCAGGGAGGAGAUCUCGUCCUCCUCUGAACAGGGGAGCAUCGUGAAAUGCUUCAAGGGCACCGACCGCGUGCGCACCAUGAUCAGCACCGGCGUCUUCUUCUGCCAGCACUUUGUCGGCAUCGUCUUCGUCCUCGGCUACUCGACGUACUUCUUCCAGCUGGCUGGCCUGCCCACGGCCCGCAGCUUCGACCUGGGCGUCGGCGUCACCGCCUGCGGUGUGGUCGGCAACAUCUGCUCCUGGUUUGUCGUCAACUCGUUUGGUCGACGAAAGAUCUUUGUGUCGGGCAUGGUCAUCCUCACGAGCCUGCUUCUCCUGAUCGGGAUCAUGGACGUCGUGCCCACGAGUGCCGCGCAGUGGGUGCAGGCUGCUCUCACGGUGAUCUGGGCAUUCUGCUACUUUGCCACCAUCGGGGCCAUGGCCUUUGCUAUCCUGGGCGAGGCCAGCAGCACGGCGCUCCGGGCGCCCACCAUGGCCCUCGCGACCGCCACACAGGCCGUCAUGGGCCUGGUCGUGAACCUGGUCGUCCCCUACAUGGUCAACCCGGAUCAGGGCAAUCUGCAGGGCAAGGUUGGGUUUGUGUUUGGUGGCCUGGGGGCCCUGGCUACUGUCUGGGCUUGGUUCUACGUGCCCGAGCUCAAGGGGAGGACAUUUGAUGAGAUUGACACCAUGUUCCAGGCCAGGGUUCCUCCGCGCAAGAUGGGAUCGUACGUUCUACACGGCGUCUAGGGAUCUUUGGGCUCCAAGCGCUACAGUAGUAGGAGGAGCAGGCUGUAUAAGAUAGUUGUAAAUGGUGUG